UUUUCCUUACAAAAUCUCCCCUGUUUAGGGCCUUCUUAGCUGUCACAACACUGCCCUCCUUGCAGGCAUAUCUGGCUGCCCAGCCUCUCUGCUUGCUUCACCAUCUGCCUGCAGCUUCUCACUGCUACACUGAGAGCAGAGACAGCAGCAGUGCACACACAGGGCAGCAGCCAGACAUUCUGCUCCAACAAGCUGCCACUGUCCAUCUUUCUAUACCCCUUCUCCAUCUCCCCACCCCUUCUGCCAUCUACCCUCUCUUUCCAACCCUCAGAAGACUUCUCUUUAUUUGGAGAUCCCGGAAACCAGAGCCACCUCUCUUCUUCAUGACUGACACAUAGGAAUUGAACAGCAGCUUUUUUUUUGUAUUGUUCUGCCUUUUUCUCCUUCUCUCCAUUUGUUGUGCAUCAGUCGUUUCCUCUUGCUUUUUUUAAUACUGAGUUUCAGUGGAUCCCUGUCACCCACAGCAUCAGGAAGCAGCAGAUCUUCAAAAUGGCUGACACGCACGGAUUAAUGGACAGGCUGGAGAAUGCGGUCAUUCGACUUGAAUCAGUUCUAUCAAAGUCUUACGCUUCUUCAUUAGGAGAGAACAAUGUUGUCAAUGGGAUUAAUGGAGGCAUUGCUCCAUAUAUGGAAGCUUUUGAUUCCUUGCUGACUAGAACCUUAGAAGAAUAUCUGAAGAACAGCAAGAUCAUCGGUGGUGAUGUGGAGACACACGCUACUAUGGUUGAAAAUGCUUUCAAAGCAGAACGAUCUUUCCUGCUUUAUGCUUCGCAGCACCAGAAGCCUCCACAGGCUGAAGAGGCCUUGAUUUUGAAGCCAAUAUCAGAAAGAAUACUUGAAAUCCAGACGUAUAGAGAAAAGAAUCGUGGAAGUAAAAUGUUCAAUCAUCUUUCGGCAAUCAGUGAAAGUAUUCCAGCCCUUGGUUGGGUUGCAAUGUCCCCAAAACCAGGUCCCUAUGUCAAAGAGAUGGCUGAUGCUGCCACUUUUUACACCAACAGGGUAUUAAAAGAUUACAAAAACAGUGAUGCUCGUCAUGUUGAUUGGGUAAAAUCAUAUUUGAGUAUUUGGAGUGAGUUGCAAGUUUACAUUAAGGAAUACCACACCACUGGAAUAUCAUGGGCUAAUACGGUAUUUUCAACUCCACCAAUUGCUAAAGGGGAACCACAAGAGCAAAAUGCAACAUCGGGAUCAUGUCAUCCUCCACCUCCACCUCCUCCUCCACCACCUUGUCUAUCAAUAUUAUCUGACUCUCAGUCUCCCAAAUCCAAAGAUGAUGCCUCUCAAGAUCGAUCUGCCUUGUUUGCCCAACUCAACCAAGGAGAAGAAAUUACAAAAGGGCUGAAACAUGUUUCUGAUGAUCAGAAGACACAUAAGAACCCCAAACUACGUGGUCAAGCAAGUCAAAACCGAUCCCCCUCAAAGAGUCACACUCCAAGCCCCACUUCUCCAAAGGCACCUCCUUUACAGAAAUAUUCUCCUGUGCUGGAACUGGAAGGAAAGAAAUGGAGAGUGGAGUAUCAGGAGGGAAUAAGUGGCUUAGUAAUUGAUGAAACGGAGCUGAAACAAGUUGCUUACAUUUUUAAGUGCAAGAAUACAACAGUACACAUAAAAGGGAAAAUAAAUUCAAUUAUAAUUGAUAACUGCAGAAAGCUGGGUCUUGUGUUUGAUGAUGUCGUGGGAAUUGUAGAAGUAAUUAACUCAAGAGAUGUUCAGAUACAGGUUAUAGGGAAAGUGCCAACCAUUUCAAUCAACAAGACAGACGGCUGUCAUGUAUACCUGAGUGAACAUUCAAUAGACUGCGAGAUCGUGAGUGCCAAAUCGUCUGAGAUGAACAUCCUUGUCCCGCACGAUGGAGAUUAUAAAGAAUUUCCUGUUCCUGAACAGUUCAAGACAUCAUGGGAUGGGUCCAAGUUGGUCACUGAACCUGCAGAAAUGAUGGGCUAAUCAGUUAUUUGAAAUGCCUACAUAUACAAACCCCAAAAUGAGGGUUUAACCCUAUUAAACUUAGUAUUGCCUGCAUUUAAAUUACAUUGCAGUAUUCUACACGAGCAACAUCAGAAAUGAUAUUGUAUUGCGGUAUUUGACAUUGUAUAAAGCACUCGAUCCUCAAAGAUGUUGAGAUAUUAAAAUAUAUAUUGUGCAAUCACAUGGCCAUAUUCAAGGUGUUGAGCAGGCUGUCUAACACACAGGGAAACUAUACACUAAAAUAAAUAAAUCUUCAUUAUAAAACUGUAAUACUCUCUGUCAUCAAGCUUUAUGACAUAUAUAGUCAUAAGGUCUUAUAUAUUGCUUUGGGAAGCCAGCUUUCUUUUAACCCCUUAAGGACACAUGACAUGUGUGAC
Pelobates fuscus (common spadefoot toad) is the source of this 2342-nucleotide messenger RNA. RefSeq names its product cyclase associated actin cytoskeleton regulatory protein 2 (gene CAP2). Gene Ontology annotation, molecular function: adenylate cyclase binding; actin binding. Gene Ontology annotation, biological process: actin filament organization; cytoskeleton organization; cell morphogenesis. The record is from RefSeq and is a predicted model, not a curated record. The coding region runs from base 490 to 1944 and encodes 484 amino acids. Lineage: Eukaryota; Metazoa; Chordata; Amphibia; Anura; Pelobatidae. Gene Ontology annotation, cellular component: cytoplasm. The transcript is spliced from 13 exons.